UUGAAAUGCUCUACGUGCGGGAAAAACUACAAGAGACGAGCCUGGUACAUUAAACAUCUAAAAACACAUAAUGGGGUUGAAGCACGACAAUCGUCGGUAAGAUCUACAACAUUCACUUCGGAUAGAGUUGACCCUCAUGUAUCCCAUGGUGAACCAUUAACUGGAAACCACCAGGAGUCCAUUAACAUCAGGACACGUCUUAGCAUUCCUAAUCUAAAACAAUCGACUUGGAAAGUGCAUGACGACAACUUAGCGGUCCUGUUAGAGCAUCCGGGCUCGAAGCAGGAAUUGAACUCGCAGGUAGAAACUUUCCAAAAUACCGUUUAUGACUACUUUAGCGAGCAAUAUCCACCACGUAAUCGUUAUGCUCGCAAAAAUAAUGACAAUUCGUUCAAAUUGAAAAUGCGGAAGAAAAAACGGGAAUUAAUAAAAAAUCUACGUAUAGCCAAAGCUCUAGGCGACAAUCACCUUAGUCAUCAACUAGCUAGGGCGUUAAGGUCAAUCCUUAAAUUAAUCCAGGGAAUAUCGGCGCAAACUGCAGAAUAUCGCGAUAAUUUUGACCGGGCAAAACAAGAAGUAGAUUUCGAUAAAAACCCUUUUGAGUAUUCGAAAACCAUUUUUAAGAAAGAACGCGGACAGCUUCUCCUGACCAACGAUCAAAUUUACGACCAUUUUAAGAGCACAUACGAAGUGCCUAAAAGUUUAAGACGGUAUAGGGAUCCAAACGAUCAAAAACCUGAAUUUCCUCGAAUCGAAUUCCACGGCAUUCCACCAACGCUAGAGGAACUAAGUAGUCAGAUCAAGAGGAAGUCGUCUAAAUCUGCACCGGGACCCGAUGGUAUCCCAUAUAUAGUCUUUAAAAAAUGUGCAUCGGUUCGUAAACACCUCCUAAAUAUAUACGGUAAAAUCUGGUCAAGGAAGCAAAUCCCGGAGUGCUUCGGGAAAGCAAUUUUUGUCCUCAUUCCCAAAAAAGAUCGAGUUACUGAUCCGAAAGAUACUAGACCGAUAGCUUUAACAAAUACUAUAUCGAAAAUCUUUUUUUCGGUUCUACAAACGAGAAUGACGCGAUUCAUGCUCAGCAACAACUAUUUUAGGCCAAAUCACCAGAAAGGGUUUUUACCCGGGAUUUCUGGAUGCUUAGAACACAACACCUUGCUGUCGGAGAGUUUAAAAGAUGCUAGAAAAAGCGAGCGGCAAAUCACUGUUUGUUGGAUAGACUUGGAGAACGCGUUCGGGUCGAUACAACACGAAUUGAUGCUAUUCGCGCUUAGAUGGUACAACUUUCCACCCCUAGUUAGAGAUAUGAUCGCGUCGUAUUACUCAAAAUUAAGGUUUUCUAUAAUAACUAAAGAAGGCCCUUCAAAAAGUUUGAGUUAUAAUGUAGGACUGUUUCAAGGUUGUUGUCUAUCUCCAAUUGCGUUUAAUAUCGUAAUUAACAUCUUAGUAGACAAAUUAAUCUGUAACGAGAAAAAAUGGGGUUAUCGGUUUAAGUUUAAUAAUAAAUACACGGAAUCCAUUUUAGCCUUCGCUGACGAUCUCGCAAUACUGACACGUAACCCCAAACACUGUCAGGUACUAUUGGAUGAAGUGGAUAAAUUCUGUGAGUGGACGGAUGGAUUGAGGACAAAACCCAGUAAAUGUCACUGUCUGUGUCUUGGUAGGCGGAAUACAAGAUACACCUCAUACGAUCCGGGACUAUCGUUAGGCGGUCAAUGCAUUUCUACGGUUACGGAAAAUGCACCAUUUAAAUUUCUCGGUCGUAAGAUAGAUAAUAUAGGCCGUACUCCAUCUUUAGAAGGAAUAGUAGAUAGCUUUUUGAACGAUCUUAACAAGGUAGAUAGCCAACUGAUAAGUAACGUCAAAAAAGCGUGGAUCUACGAGAAUUACUUAACUUCACGUUUGAAUUGGCCUUUCCUCGUCUAUGAUUUUAAUAAAACCCUUUUGUCAAAGUUAGAUGCAGGCGUCAUAAAGAUGUUGAAGUUGUGGCUCGGGCUCGCUCUAACGGCUGAUUCAUCGGCGUUAUUUAGGGGAAGCAAUAGUUUUGGGAUGAGUCUAAAAAGGCCAUCGGAGCUCUAUAAACACCUAAGAGUUUCCAAGAGAUAUAUCCUGGGGAAAUCCCAUGAUGACAUAGUGACAUCGCUCCCAAAAGAUGAAGAUGCCCCCGAGCUAGAGUCACGACUUCAAUUCCAUAAGCAAUUUAUGAUAGGAGCGCAAAGUAACAGAGCGGGGUUAGGAUCAAAUAGGAAAGUCCAAGAUGCGGAUAUAUUGAAGUCUUUUAUUCGGCAAGACGAGAAUGAUAAAUAUAAGAUCCAUGCAAUGAAUUUAGAAAUGCAGAACGAGUGGUUAGACAUAGGAGAUUUUUGCAUCCCAUUAGCAUUAAAAUGGCGCACUUUAAUUUAUGAUUGGUCGCCAGCAUUGCUAAAAUUCUAUCUCAAUGCGUUCCAGAUGACUCUCCCAGAUCAGAGUAAUUUAGUAAGAUGGGGUAAAAGUACCGAAAAAACUUGCUAUAUCUGUGGAAAGGCAGUUGGAACUGCUAAGCAUCUGCUGGUGGGAUGUAAGGUACUCCUGGACAGCGGUCAAUACUCGCGUCGUCACGAUAGGGUUCUAGAAGUCAUACGUGAAGCGGUUAGUCUUUCUGUAGCCAGAGCGCAAAAGGGAAUAACCACAAACGAACGAUCAGUAGGUUUUGUGAGAGAAGGCUCUAGGGCUACAAAAUCAAACGUCAAGCCUUACUCCAUCCUUAAAGCGGCGUCGGAUUGGACUAUAAUGAUGGACACGUAUGAAAAACAAUAUAAAAUCCCCGAGGAUAUUUGUGCGUCGGCCUCCAGACCGGAUAUAUUUUUGUUUUCGCGAAUUUUAAAGCGCGUAGUGAUGAUAGAGCUUACGGUCCCUUGGGAAACCAACAUCCCCAAAGACCAUACCAUCAAGGUCAACAAAUAUUACGAGCUCACAAACGAACUCACUCGAAAUAGGUUCGUAGUAGAUUUGUACGCGGUAGAGGUGGGAGCGAGAGGUAUAACAGCGAAAUCUCUCUAUAACCUACUAAAGGACUUGGGCUUGUCCAGAACUCACAUUAAUGCAUUCUUGGAACGUACAUCGAAGGCAGCCCUAGUAGGUUCUUUUCAAAUUUGGUUAGGUAGGGAGAGGAGCUUGGACAGUGGAGGUGAGCGUAUAACGCGCGUUAGUUAA
Danaus chrysippus (African queen) is the source of this 3189-nucleotide messenger RNA. The record is from the annotation of a GenBank genome assembly. Lineage: Eukaryota; Metazoa; Arthropoda; Insecta; Lepidoptera; Nymphalidae.